CCCGCGCGGCAUUGACCUGGAUUCAGAGCAGAGAGAAACGACAGCCGAUCACUGUCUGCAACCCCACGACAGGACAGUCCAGAUAUCCAUGUGCACAAAUACCUAAAUGCAUGUAUUUUAAUAAUGCAACUCUAAAAGAAGAUUGUCUCCGGUCUGGUCAGUAAACACCGCUUCAUUGUCUAUAUUGAAGAGCGUUCUAGCCACAAACUGAGGAACGGGGUAGACCCGACCACACAGCCCAACACUGCUCAGGCAAAAGCAGAUACCAGUGACAGAUUACAAGGUGGUUAUAGGCAAUAACAACUUGUUUUUCUUUUGGAAACUUUAAAUAAGUCGGUCAUUUGAAUGUUCAAAACUUAUAUUUUGUAAUGCACGAAAAAAAGGAACCUUAAAAAAAUGUCAAAAAUGUAUUCCCAAUUUCACUGAAAACAAUGUACCAGGGGAAUAAUAAGAGAGUACAUUAUUAUGCUAUUGAUGGGCCCUCCUCGCAUAAGUUAGACAACGUUUAUAUUAAAAGCUAAAAUAAUUGAACAAUAUCAUUUGAAUGUGUUCUAUUUAUUGUGCACGAUUAUGCUUUGUGAUUAAAGUACGCUAUGAUUUUUUUUUUUAUAAAAAUAUAUAUUUUUUAUAUAUAUAUAAAAGCUGACACCUUAUUAUUUUAGUAUUAUUUAUUUCCUAGCAGACGCCCUUAUCCAGGGCGACUUACAAUUGUUACAAGAUAUCACAUUAUUUUUAUAUACAAUUACCCAUUUAUACAGUUGGGUUUUUACUGGAGCAAUCUAGGUACCUUGCUCAAGGGUACAGCAGCAGUGUCCACCACCUGGGAUUGAACCCACAACCCUCCGGUCAAGAGUCCAGAGCCACACACAGAACCACUACGCCACACUGCGCAUGAAAGCCAGUAUAAACCGUGUGUAUUUCAAACGUUUCGAAUUAUUGUGACGUAUUAUCAAAUACAUGCAUGCAAACAUAAUUGAACUGAAUUACCUCACAAGUGAAAUACAUUUCAUGAAAACAAACGUUAAGUACUGCAUUUUUUAAAAACUUCUUUAAGAAUAAUACAACGUAAGACUAGAUUAUGUACACCAUAACUUCGGUUCUUAAAAUAAAAUCACAUUUCAUAUAUUGUUAAACACAAAUAAGGGUUAUUUGUUUGCUUCUUAAAACAUUUUACGCAUUAUUAUACGAUUUGUUUCCCUUAAAGAUAACUGGGGUAUAUGUGUUUCCCUCUGUAUAAUAAUUACUAAUCUGUAAUGUGUCAUAUUAAGUACAUGUUUAGGAUUAACUAUUUUUAGAAUGAAUUAAUUAUCUUUUUUUUUUUUUUGCCGUAGCAGUUUAUUAUUUAUAUAAUAAUAAUAAUACAUGUGCCUGGUUAAAAAAAGAAGAAAAGAAAAAAGCAUACUAAAGUCAUACAUGACAAUGAAUGUGCAUUAACACAAUAACAUUGUGCUCUUUAUAUCGUAAAUGCUAAAUAUUUAAAUACUAUCCUUGUUUUGUUUUUACUUUAUGAAAGUCAGAACUGCUAAUAACAAUGCAGUUUUUCUAAUUUGAUUCUCAUAUGCAGUAUUUGCCAUUCAAGAACGGGUUUCUCUAUCGUCAAUAUCAUAAACUUUCUUAGACUGUGAUUGCAAAUAUCCAAUACAUUUGAUUGCAUUUGGUAAUAAAUACGACUUUCGUGAUAGUUAGGGAUUAUAUCUGAUACAGCCUGUCUUUCUUUUAUUUUUUAUAUCUACCGGUCCAUGUCGAAAACACUCUGGAUUAGAACACAACUGAGAAAGACAGGCCAACUGUGUAAUUUUCGUCUUUUCUGGGUUUUCAGCAGGCGUUUACUGCCAUCUAGUGGAUUCAUUGGAUAACUUGUCAGCAUAGAUAGAAAGUUUGGAGUCCGCCACACUUAACUCGAAACCAGAAACCCAUGCAGAAGAGGGGUGGAGAGGGGCGAGUGGAUUGCUACAAUAACGAGUGCAUAACCUCGAAGUUAUUCAUAGCAAAUAAACAGUGUGCCAUUGCACUGUUCUCCAUUGGCUGCCAGGCAGUACAGUUUAAUAAAUAAUACAGUAUAUUCUCUAAGGGCGGUUUAUUUUUUUAUACCACAAAGGAUAGGAGUUGACACAGUCUUCAUAAAUGCAACUUAAGCAGUAGCUCCAAGUAUGUAAUAAUAAGUACUUCAUGUUUUAAGUAAAAACUCACGCCUUUGCUCACAUCAUGCUCCAGUUAACAUCCACGCCGCUGGGACUCGGCCGCUCAACCGUUCAUAUAAAUGUUUCAUCGUAUGAAAGUUAAAUGAUGUUGGGACACGGAACUGCAUUUCCAUGUGUGCAAGAUGAAGGAGUGAGAGUGCACCAUGUGUAAUGGAAUACUACAUCCCUAGUUCAUUUUUCACCACUGAUACCUACGGCUUCUGGGUUGCAAACCAAGAAAUGCAAUGGUGUCUGUUGGAAAGGCUGCCUUUUAAAGUUAAACUUUAGGGUAAGGAAACCUGCAGUAAAACACAUUGAUGGAGCAGCUCUAGUCUUUGGAUACAUUAACAGUUUUUAUUUUUUCUCACACCCCCCAUCAGGGGCGUCAUUUGCUAUAGGGCAGGAGGGGAAGUUGUCCCCACCCCCAGACGAUCUAUAUGACAUCAUGUCUUCCACUUUUUGACCCCCUCAGAUCCAGACAUAUAAUGUAAUCACAUCUAAGAUCGUCAAUGUUUUCUUCACACGUGUUUUUCAAACCCUAUUCUUUUCUCAUCUAACCCAGGUCCUGACGGUUGCUAUGUGAUUUAAUUGCUUGUGCUCAGAGUCUCAAGGCGUAGUAGACGGCAUUCAUUCAUUUAAUUUGUAUUGAUAGUUAAUUGCUGUCCAGUGAUUAUAUCGACAACAAAUGAUUACAUUGUAUUCUAUUAUUUCAAUAAUAAUAUAAUAUUGUUGGUAGCAUCAUGAGUCAAAGAGAAAUGCCGGAUAUGUUUGUCACAGCAAGUGAAAAACGGAAGAAAUUAAACGCAGCGAGACAAGGAGGGAUUCACUUGUGGAAGAAACUAUUAAUAUUGUUUCUGCCCAGGUACACUUAUUUAUACAUGUUCUAAAGAAAAGGUACCAUAGAUUUGAAAAUGAGAUUUAGACUCAUGUGUCGGGCUGUGCUGUGUGUUUUCAUGUGUCGGGCUAUGCUGUGUAUUUUCAUGUGUCGGGCUGUGUUGUGUGUUUUCAUGUGUAGCACUGUGCUGUGUGUUUUCAUGUGUCGGGCUGUGCUGUGUGUUUUCAUGUGUAGGGCUGUGCUGUGUGUUUUCAUGUGUAGCACUGUGUUGUGUGUUUUCAUGUGUCGGGCUGUGCUGUGUGUUAUCAUGUGUAGGGCUGUGCUGUGUGUUUUCAUGUGUCGGGCUGUGCUGUGUGUUUUCAUGUGUCGGGCUGUGCUGUGUGUUUUCAUGUGUAGUGCUGUGCUGUGUGUUUUCAUGUGUUGGGCUGUGCUGUGUGUUUUCAUGUGUAGUGCUGUGCUGUGUGUUUUCAUGUAUAGUGCUGUGUUGUGUGUUUUCAUGUGUAGCGCUGUGUUGUGUGUUUUCAUGUGUCGGGCUGUGCUGUGUGUUUUCAUGUGUUGGGCUGUGCUGUGUGUUUUCAUGUGUAGCGCUGUGCUGUGUGUUUUCAUGUAUAGUGCUGUGUUGUGUGUUUUCAUGUGUAGCGCUGUGUUGUGUGUUUUCAUGUGUAGGGCUGUGCUGUGUGUUUUCAUGUGUAGUGCUGUGCUGUGUGUUUUCAUGUGUAGCGCUGUGUUGUGUGUUUUCAUGUGUAGGGCUGUGCUGUGUGUUUUCAUGUGUAGCGCUGUGCUGUGUGUUUUCAUGUAUAGUGCUGUGUUGUGUGUUUUCAUGUGUAGGGCUGUGCUGUGUGUUUUCAUGUGUAGUGCUGUGUUGUGUGUUUUCAUGUGUAGCGCUGUGUUGUGUGUUUUCAUGUGUAGGGCUGUGCUGUGUGUUUUCAUGUGUAGCGCUGUGCUGUGUGUUUUCAUGUAUAGUGCUGUGUUGUGUGUUUUCAUGUGUAGCGCUGUGUUGUGUGUUUUCAUGUGUAGCGCUGUGUUGUGUGUUUUCAUGUAUAGUGCUGUGCUGUGUGUUUUCAUGUGUAGCGCUGUGCUGUGUGUUUUCAUGUGUAGUGCUGUGCUGUGUGUUUUCAUGUAUAGUGCUGUGUUGUGUGUUUUCAUGUGUCGGGCUGUGCUGUGUGUUUUCAUGUGUAGGGCUGUGCUGUGUGUUUUCAUGUGUAGUGCUGUGCUGUGUGUUUUCAUGUAUAGUGCUGUGUUGUGUGUUUUCAUGUGUCAGGCUGUGCUGUGUGUUUUCAUGUGUAGGCCUGUGCUGUGUGUUUUCAUGUGUAGCGCUGUGCUGUGUGUUUUCAUGUGUAGGCCUGUGCUGUGUGUUUUCAUGUGUAGCGCUGUGCUGUGUGUUUUCAUGUGUAGCGCUGUGCUGUGUGUUUUCAUGUGUAGGCCUGUGCUGUGCUGUGUGUUUUCAGGUUUAGACUCAUGUGUCGGGCUGUGCUGUGUGUUUUCAUGUGUAGGGCUGUGCUGUGUGUUUUCAUGUAUAGUGCUGUGCUGUGUGUUUUCAUGUGUAGGCCUGUGCUGUGCUGUGUGUUUUCAGGUUUAGACUCAUGUGUAGGGCUGUGCUGUGUGUUUUCAUGUGUAGGGCUGUGCUGUGUGUUUUCAUGUGUAGCGCUGUGCUGUGUGUUUUCAUGUGUCGGGCUGUGCUGUGUGUUUUCAUGUGUAGUGCUGUGCUGUGCUGUGUGUUUUCAGGUUUAGACUCAUGUGUCGGGCUGUGCUGUGUGUUUUCAUGUGCAGGGCUUUGUUGUACAUUUUCAUAUGUAGGGCUGUGCUGUGUGUUUUCAUGUUUAGGCUCAUGUGUAGGGCUGUGUUGUGUGUUUUCAGGUUUGUAUAGCUGCUCUAUAAAGUCAUUGUUGUCUUUUUCACAGUGGAUCAGCAGAAAAUAAUAUUUAAGGUGGUAGACUACAGUAUAGAUACAUUCUGGUUAUAAUUACUGUUUUAAAAUGUUACAUUGCUUAAAUAUGCAUUUAUAUGGAAAUAAAUGAUUAGGUAAUGUUAUACAUGAAAAUCAGUGGAUUUAUUCUUCUAACAUAUUUUCGCCAUAUGCAAAUGUUGGUAUUAGUUCGGCAAAAACAUUACAGGCUGGUGUUAACAGAUUUGCCAGAUGAAAGCCAGACGCUAUCCCGUGUUAUUUUAGUUUAUUCAUGAUUAUCUGUGUAAACAUGUUAUUUAAAACUUUGCUACAUAUUUCUACAUUCGACAUUCACAGAAUUGUGGUGCUUAUUUAUGUUCAUUGGUUUAUAUUUGAUACAAAGUGUCAUUCUUUGUGGAAAGCAGGUGAAAUGUAUCAAACUUAACUCGAGGUUGUAAGUAUGUAUCACACCUGGUGAGAUGUAUUCAGAUGGAUGCUCUAAAAUAAAGAGUUAAACUGCAUUGUUACCCGGCUCUUUUCGUAAAGCCCAUGGAAUACAUGACUUUAUUUUCAAUGAUCUGAAAUCAGAGUAGUCUAAUGUUCCAUAGCUGCUACUGUAAAACGAUUUAAAAAUGAUGUUGUACCUCUAGUUGUUUAAUGUAGCAGUAGUUACAGUAUGGAACUGACAUUUUUACUUAACUGCGAUAUCGGAAGCUGGCCGCAGAGCAAUUCUGUUAGCGUUAAAGCCUUUACCCACUAAAAGUUUCAGAGAAAAACGACGACCGUAACGUUACACACUUUAUUACUAUAAAAUGAGACUUAGUGGAACGACAUUUCUGAGUUUGUUGUAAACCAAUGCCGUGUUUUAAAAAUACUUGCAUUGCACAGUUUGUAUAAUUUAUUUUAAGAAUAAAAACGCUACCUCGUUGUAAACUGGCUCAAUUACUGCCUGUUUCUUUUUGUCAUUCAUGAUGCUAUGUGGGACAGAGAAUGUUCAACUUUGCCCCCUCCAGAAUUUUUCUGAAAUGACGCGCAUGUGGUCCACUAUGACAGGCACUAUAUAAAAUAAAGAUUGAUUGAUUGAUUGAUUGAUUGAUACCGCAGCAGGUGCUCGUCUACAGUGAGAGUAAUGAGGCUGCAUGAAUACUAGCCUAUAUUACAAUUCAUUUGAAAAACGGGUUCCCGGUGUUGCCAAUUUCACACUGUAGACGUUAUUCUUCAUAAUAACAGCUACAUCAUUCAUUGAUCCUUCUACAAUGCAAAGGUCACCAGUGCCUGAGGAAGAAACAGCCCAUGCCAUCACACUACCAUGUUUAACACUGGGCAUGAUGAACAUUUGAUGAACUCUUCCUCCAAACAUAUUGUUGCUUUCUUGGUGAAAAAAGUUAUAUUUUGAAUUCGUCUGAUCACUUUAUAUUUUACAAUUUUCUAAUAAAAUCAGUUUUGAUAUACUGUACAUAUUUUCAAUUUUCCAUUUAUUGUACUUAAUAUUUUUGUCCAAAGAAAUUCGUUGUACCUUCAUAAUGUGGCUGCAUUUGUUGUUACACUGUGUAAUGUUGUGUAUAUUUAGUAUAUUGUAUUUUAAUGUUUGAAAAACACUUUAAGUCACCUUGGAUAAAAGCGUCUGCCAAAUAACUAAAUACAAAAUAAUAACAGUGAUUGGUGUCAAGGAAACCACGUUUGCCGUUGUUUCUAUGCACAAAUGAUGUAAAAAAUGUUCUUGUAUUAUAAAAAGACUUUCUGCUUGAAAGCACAAUCUGUUUGUUAGUUAGCUGCCUUUUUUAAUGUUAUUAAUGCGAUGUCAAUGAUUUACUGUUAUCAAACGGAUUUUAACCAUCAGUUUAAUUGAUCGUGAAACGAGAUUCAAUAUCCGGUAUAUGCAACAUUUAAGAGCCUUGAAGUUUAAGAAAAAAAUCACUUUUAUGGUCUUUUAAUAACACCAUCGAGGUUGUAUACAUUUCCAUUUUGGCAAAUUCACAGAAAUAUCCUGUUUGUAUUGCGGGUAGGUCUAUUCAAUUCCAAAAAGACGGUUUCUGAUCAGCGAACGUGUUGGUUGGCCUGCACUGUUAAUGAACGUUAUUCCCAAUUUCCUUGUUUGGGACUGCCUUCAGUGCACUGCACAUUGCACUGAGAGAAAAGAAAUGAAAAAAAAAUAAAUAAAUAAAAACUUGUGUCACACCUUGAAUAUCAGCCUGGACAUGCUUGUUUUUAACAUACCAGCCUGGACAUGCUUGUUUUUAACAGACACUUCCUCACAGCAACAAGAGGCAAUCAAGAUGCAAUUCCGUUUUCUUACUCUUAGCCUUAAGGGGAAAGGGGGGAAUCAAGUCCUUGAGAUACACACCGCUUUAGAAUAUGUACAAAGUGGUUUGCGACGCAUUUACAAUGGUAAUGCAAUCCUGAACAGAACCGCGAAUUCUAUAAUUGAGCGCAAAAUUGCAACAAUUGGACAAGAGCAACAGAAGCAAUUUUUUCUUUAAUUUGUUUUUCGUUUUCUAAAUAUAAACAGUUGUGUCUGAAGUUUUGAAAGCAAGUUUUUUCAACAAAUAGGCCUACAAUUCUCAGAGAAAGAGGUUCUGUUAGAUUGUAUUUACAGGAGUAACAACACAAAUAAUUCACACAUGGGUGACUCUUGUAUUUGACAUACGUUUUUAAAAUCAAAAUACGUUUUAAUGAUGUAAAUGACGCCUGUAGGCCUGUUUUGGAUCCAUUCAUAAAUAGAAGGCACGCCCAAGGCAGGCCUAUUUAAUGCCAGAUUACCAUGUCAAAGCUGCAGACAAUAGUUAAAGCAAAUUAUCAAAUCAUUAUUUUAUGUAAAGCCCACGUAUUUUAUGUUUUCUAUAAGUUUCAUUUCGGUAUGUGGAAAAAAGUAAAAUAAACAGCUUGACACAUAAAUCGAUUAAAAUCGGUGGGAUUUGCAUAACAGAGCAGUAGCAUACAUUAUUUUCUCCUUCUUUCAGAGACUUCGGGUUUGAAUUGUGCCAGCAUCAUAUGCAAUAUUUAUUUAGUGCUUCUUAAAGGCACGACCAGAUUGCACUGCGGUUUCUCCAGGACAACGUCCCCGCCUUCUGGACCACGAACACAGGGCUUCAUUACUCCUCAUGUUACUCUUUUAACAGUUUGCAUGUGUAUUAAACACAAAGCCACACUGCUCACAGUAUAUAAUAACGUUAUUACAAAAUAAACGCUGUGUGUAUAUAUAUAUAUACACACAUACAUAUAUACAGGUAGUGGACAAAAAAAUGGAAACACCUGGGUAAAUGAGGGACACCAAGUAUAUUAUUAUUAUUAUUAUUAUUUAUUUCUUAGCAGACGCCCUUAUCCAGGGCGACUUACAAUCGUAAGCAAAUACAUUUCAAGUGUUACAGUACAAGUAAUACAAUAUUGGAAGCAAGGGCUUCCACACAGGUGUGGCUCAUGCGUUAAUUAAGCAAAUAACAUCCCAGCAUGCUUAGGGUCAUGUAUAAAAAUGCUGUAUAGGCCUGAUUGCCUAUAAUUAUGGUUAGCAUGGCUACAAGAGGAGACCUCAGUGACUUUGAAAGAGGGGUGAUUGACGGGGGCGUGUUUGGCAGGAGCUUAAGUGACCAAGACAGCUCAACUUGCGGAUGUUUCACAAGCAACGGUGUCUAAGGUGAUGUCGGCAUGGAGCUCCGAGGGAAAGACAUCAUCAGCAAAGGGCAACAGUGGGUGGAAGCGCAUACUCCAGGAUCGUGAUAUCCGUGCAUUAAUUUGAAGUGCAAGGCAAAACAGACGAGCAACUGCAGAUCAAUUGACUGCAAAUUUCAACCCGGGGCGCGAGCAGCCAGUUUCAUCAAAAACGGUCUGCCGAGAACUCCACAGAGCGGGAUAUCAUAGUGGCCCAACGCCCUAUUAAGUGACUUUACAUUGGUGUUUCCAUUUUUUUGUCCACUAUCUGUAUAUAUAUAUAUAUAUAUUAGCCAGCUGCCCAAUGUUUCGAUAUGUUGUACAUAUCUAGCAUGUGUUUGAAUCAAAACAUUGGAGGUAUUUAUAGGUUUUUGACGUCAUGACAACUAAUUGUUAUUAUUAUUUUAUUAUUAUUUAUUUCUUAGCAGAUGCCCUUAUCCAGGGCGACUUACAAUUGUUACAAGAUAAUCACAUUAUUUUUUACAUACAAUUACCCAUUUAUACAUUGAAUAUUGUUUAUAUUCCAAUCCAUGGUUUAUCCUUACAUGAUGUAAUGGUGUUCUAUAUAUUGUGACAUCAUUUUGACUUCUAUCUUUAAAUCUGUAUUAUUUAUAAGUAUAUGAAUUAUUAAACGAGUAAUCCAUCCAUGUAUUUAUAUAAUAAAUGGCUGUGCUGUUAACUUGCUGAGCACAGUGCUACAGUUCUGUACUUAAAAAAAUGUGAAUACAAAAUAGCAAAACCAGUUUUCCUGGAACGCCAUACAGUACAGUAUGCAUUAAAGAGGAAACAAAGAAAAGAUUUGCUUCACGACUCUUCUAUCUCAUUACACUAGGAGCGGUGUGUGUGUGUGUGUGUGUGUGUGUGUGUGUGUGUGUGUGUGUGUGUGUGUGUGUGUGUGUGUAACACUGCUUCCAAUCUUUGUGUUCUUGUUGUAACAGUGUCUGGUGUCAGCCCUAAGCAGAAACAUGGGUUCAUGUCACCUAAACUACUUGACUCCUGAUAGAAAACAGACAAUCAGCAUUGUGUGGAACUUGAUCUUGAUCAGUUAGGCAGUGUACAGUCUGUAUGUAAGUCUGUAUCAGUCAGCUACCCAGUGUAAAUGUGAGGACUGAAGAAUGCUGCUUUAUCAGCCAACUGAACUACACGUGCAGAAGCUAAAACAGGGGAAGGGGUAAUUGGGUCAAUGCUUAAGGAGAGGUUAAGAACCAGUAACUGAACUACACGUGCAGAAGCUAAAACAGGGGAAGGGGUAAUUGUCAAUGCUUAAGGAGAGGUUAAGAACCAGUAACUGAACUACACGUGCAGAAGCUAAAACAGGGGAAGGGGUAAUUGUUAAUGCUUAAGGAGAGGUUAAGAACCAGUAACUGAACUACACGUGCAGCAGCUAAAACAGGGGAAGGGGUAAUUGGGUCAAUGCUUAAGGAGAGGUUAAGAACCAGUAACUGAACUACACGUGCAGAAGCUAAAACAGGGGAAGGGGUAAUUGUCAAUGCUUAAGGAGAGGUUAAGAACCAGUAACUGAACUACACGUGCAGAAGCUAAAACAGGGGAAGGGGUAAUUGUCAAUGCUUAAGGAGAGCUUAAGAACCAGUAACUGAACUACACGUGCAGAAGCUAAAACAGGGGAAGGGGUAAUUGUCAAUGAUUAAGGAGAGGUUAAGAACCAGUAACUGAACUACAUGUGCAGAAGCUAAAACAGGGGAAGGGGUAAUUGGGUCAAUGCUUAA
Acipenser ruthenus (sterlet) is the source of this 10272-nucleotide messenger RNA. Its product is annotated as keratin-associated protein 10-11-like. The coding region runs from base 3092 to 4594 and encodes 500 amino acids. The record is from RefSeq and is a predicted model, not a curated record. The transcript is spliced from 2 exons. NCBI's taxonomy places the organism in Eukaryota, Metazoa, Chordata, Actinopteri, Acipenseriformes, Acipenseridae.